This is a messenger RNA of Penicillium diatomitis, 1713 nucleotides long. Its product is annotated as Purine permease. The coding region runs from base 1 to 1713 and encodes 570 amino acids. The transcript has 6 exons. Gene Ontology annotation, cellular component: membrane; fungal-type vacuole. Gene Ontology annotation, biological process: xanthine transport; transmembrane transport. Lineage: Eukaryota; Fungi; Ascomycota; Eurotiomycetes; Eurotiales; Aspergillaceae. The record is from RefSeq and is a predicted model, not a curated record. Gene Ontology annotation, molecular function: xanthine transmembrane transporter activity.
AUGGAUGGACCGGACCAAAUAGGUCCCGAUCACGGACCACGCCGAACUGUUGGCGACAAGCUGCGGCGGGUGGUCAAGACUUUUACGACGAGAGAUGGCCUGCUUGGCAACUACGACUACGCAUACCUUUUUACACCGCGAUUGCCUUUCACAAAACGAGCGCGUAAAUCUGCGCCUUUCUUCGGCCUUGAAGAUCGUGUGCCCGUGGUGUCUGCAACAUGCGCUGUCGAUGCUGGCUGGAGUCAUCUCCCCCCCAUCAUCCUCGGUGGCUCUGGAGGUGUCAACUUUGGAGAUGAGCUUCACCAAUAUCUCGUCUCUGCCUCGUUGAUCGCCUCGGGCUUUCUGAGUGCGAUGCAAAUGGCUCGGUUCCGGAUCUUUGGGACCAAGUACUUUGUCGGCACGGGGUUGCUCUCCGUCGUCGGAACCUCAUUCGCGACCAUCACCGUGGCCACAGGAACAUUUUCCCAAAUGUACAAGUCAGGCUAUUGCCCCCUCGACGCAGAUGGAAAUCGACUUCCUUGUCCUCGAGGCUACGGCGCCCUUCUCGGGACAUCAUGUCUCUGCGCACUACUCGAGAUCGGCCUCUCCUUCACCAGCAGUCGCAUCCUCUCUCGCAUCUUCCCAGCACUCGUCACCGGUCCCACCGUCCUCCUCAUCGGCGCCUCGCUCAUCCAAUCCGGCAUGCAAGACUGGGCCGGUGGUACCGGCUGCGUGCCCGCAUCUUCAACCGCGACUCGCCCACUGUGUCCCAGCGCCAGCGCCCCGCACGCGCUCCCCUGGGGCAGUCCCGAGUUCAUCGGACUCGGCUUCCUCGUCUUUGUCACCAUCAUUCUCUGUGAACGAUUCGGCCCUCCAAUCUUGAAAAGCUGCGCCGUCGUCGUCGGUCUCGUCCUUCAUUCCCCUGGGUCCACACAUUCCCCCCUGUCCAUCUACCCGCCUCUCAUCCUCCCAUUACUCGCUCUGUACAUCGUCCUCUUGAUGGAAUCCAUCGGCGACAUCGCCGCCACCUGCGACGUGUCCCGCCUCGCCGUCCAAGGCGCCACCUUCGACUCCCGCAUCCAAGGCGGCGUCCUCGGAAACGGCCUCACCUCCAUCAUCGCCGGCCUCAUGACCAUCAGCCCCAUGUCCGUCUUCGCCCAGAACAACGGCGUGAUCGCCCUGACCAAAUGCGCCAACCGCACCGCCGGCUUCUGCUGCUGCUUUUUCCUCGUGCUCAUGGGCGUAUUUGCGAAAUUCGCCGCCGCGCUGGUCAGCAUCCCCAGCGCGGUCCUAGGCGGCAUGACCACGUUUUUGUUCAGCAGCGUGGCGGUCUCUGGCAUCCGAAUCAUUUCCACGAUUGAGUUUACGCGGCGGAAUCGAUUCAUUCUGACGGCGUCGUUCUCGCUGGGCAUGGGCAUCACGCUGGUGCCGAAUUGGUGGGGGUAUGUGUUUACGUAUCAGGGGGAUAAUCAUGCGUUGGAGGGGCUGUUGAAUGCGGUGGAUUUGGUGAUGCAGAAUGGGUUUGCUGUGUGUGCGAUUUUGGGGGUGAUUCUAAAUCUGAUCAUUCCUGAGGAGGCGGACGAUGUUCCGGCGAUGUUGUUGAAUUCGGCGGAUGUGGAUGCGGAUGGGACUGGAGAUGGAAAUGGAGUAAGGGGCCAGAUGGUUGCUCCGGUUGAGGGAUUGGGAGAAAAGAGGGAACAAUCGAUUGGGCAAGCGAUCCCGAUGGGCAAGUGA